Messenger RNA from Paramuricea clavata, 884 nucleotides. NCBI's taxonomy places the organism in Eukaryota, Metazoa, Cnidaria, Anthozoa, Malacalcyonacea, Plexauridae. The record is from the annotation of a GenBank genome assembly.
AUGGUGGAGAGUAUGGUCGGGAAAGAAAGCACAAACUUUUAUUUGGGCGAUUUGUGCGAGGGCGAUUCUGUGGAUGGCCUAGCCCGCACUCAUUCGUGGCUGGGUGAGGACGAACCAUCUGUGUUCAUCAAGAGAGUAGACUCUGAUUUAAUUAUUUACCAACCAAAGAAAAGGAAAGCUAAAGUGAUUGGGAAAUAUUUAAUGGGUGAUAUGCUAGGGGAAGGAUCUUAUGGAAAAGUGAAAGAACUUUUAGAUAUGGACACGUUGAGAAGACGUGCUGUAAAAAUUAUGAAAAAACGAAGAUUAAGACGGAUACCAAACGGCGAAGAAAAUGUGCAAAGGAAAGUAUAUUUUAAUAACAGUAUAUAAUCCUGAUUAACAGUGAGGUUUACCUUGACGUUGUUGUUGUUAUAAAUAAUGUUAACACAAUUGUCAAAUGAAAACUCACUGUUCCUGAAGUGACGGCCGGGGUUCUUAAUAAAUUAUUUCUUGUCAGUGAGUUUAAAUGCUAAUUCACUUAAUACACCCCCCUGCCUGGGUUUACUCCUGUACGUUGGGCAUAUGCUAGAGUAUGUCAAUGGGUAGGUAUAGGUGUCCGGAUCUGGCACAUCCUAUAAUGCCACCCUACUUUAUUACCCAUUGAGCAACAGCAUUCGCCACUGGUAUAGACAGAGUGAAAUAAUGAAGUAGGGUGCAUUAGGGCAUAUUGCAACUUAAUGGGUUAAGACCAAAGGAAAAUUCAUUUACAGUACCAUAAUGGGUUGUUUGUAUUUAGUAUGGUUUGAUAGUGGAUGAUCAAUUUUUUAAUAAUAGCUAAUUUCUCAAAUUAAUGUUUGAUUUAUGUUGUUUAGGGAGUUGAGGUUACUGAAAAGAUUGAAACAUAA